This is a messenger RNA of Periconia digitata, 1481 nucleotides long. Lineage: Eukaryota; Fungi; Ascomycota; Dothideomycetes; Pleosporales; Periconiaceae. The record is from the annotation of a GenBank genome assembly.
AUGAAUGCAAAUCCUUUUGAUCCCUGGUAUGAAAGCCGGCUGGAGACCAAAGAAAUCAAAAGUUUUAUGCCAGACAAAUGGACCUAUUACACAAUCGAAUCCGACGCAGGCCAGCAAGAAGAAGUCAAGGCGGACCAGCUGAAGCCAGCCGAGAUUGAUGACUGGGUACUUCGAAGGUCGCUCUCCAAAUCUUCUGGGGUCGAUAUCCUUUUGGCACGACACACAAUCGAUGGUGUUCGUCACAGACCACACGAAUGUAUACCAUUUGAGGUCGAUCACCUAAAGUCUAUUUUUAAACAAUUAUCCUUGCCUGCACAGUACUUCCACAUUCGUACCACUUCCGGCAUUCAUUGCAAUGGCAGCAUGUGCAGAACGCACAAAGAUGAAGCUGGAAACAUCUCACAGACUACUAGUGUGUUUCGCAGUGGUCACGGGUCAAUCACGACAGCUAGUUCAGUAUGGUCGGCGGCUAUGAGGUGGGACGCAUCCACCGGCCGUACGAUUGCAUUCAUUGAAGGAUUGUUCGAUGAGGAUCGGAACGAUCUAGAACUUUACAUUAAUACGUGUUCGAAGUUUCUUGGACAUCCUUUGAUGUUGCCUGAGAUUCUGUUGCACAUGGUAACCUUUCGGCUGAACGAGCUUCUGCGCAUUCCUUGCGAAGAAGAGUUCUAUCGGUAUGAACAACAGACGGGCCUGUCAAAUCUUCCGUACUUUUCCAAGAUCAGCCACGCUGCAGUGUAUGAAUGGACUCUACAAGAUUUUCAGCGCGCGACCACAGUCGCCAACAGAUCACUUACAAACAUGGUUUUUCUUCGACGUCGCUUUCAAUUCACUACGCAAUAUGCGGAGAAGCUCUUUUCCAUGUUAACCGAGAUCAAGAAAUCGGAAUUCAUGAACAAUGAAAUCGCAAUACUCAUCAAGAAGGAAGAUGACUGCAGACAGAGGCUGUCGGACCGAAUUCUGCAAUCAAAAAUAUAUGAGCAUCAGACCGAGUGCGUGCAGAAGCGAAUCGAGAAUCUCAACACAGUCUUGUACACGGUUUUGUCCCAAAUCAACAGUAAAAACCAAGGAGAAUUGGCGAAGAUCAACCUGCAGAUUGCGCAAGCAGUGCGCAGUGAUAGUAUUCCUAUGCGUACCAUUGCCUACGUCACUUUGGUAUUCCUUCCAGGAGCACUCAUUGCUUCCAUCUUCGGCAUGAAUUUCUUCGAGUUCGAUUCUGCCUCAAACACGGUGGUAGUUGCGAGCUCAUUCUGGAAGUACUGGGCAAUCACUAUACCCUUCACACUGCUAGUUGUUGCUGUUUGGAAUGUUUGGAACUGGUUCGAAAAGAGAAAAGAAUUCGCAGGACUCAGGGAUGUUAUCUUACUACGUCAAGAAUGAUGAUCUGGGGUACGCAAAUAUAUCAAUGUUGGCUGAAGAGCUAUAUCGAAGAUCAGUACUCCGUCAUGUCUCUCUUACCUUCGAAACACGGUCAGCUUCCU